Nematocida minor is the source of this 2802-nucleotide messenger RNA. RefSeq lists its product as uncharacterized. NCBI's taxonomy places the organism in Eukaryota, Fungi, Microsporidia. The transcript has a single exon. The record is from RefSeq and is a predicted model, not a curated record. Bases 1 to 2802 code for a protein of 933 amino acids.
AUGGGCAUGCGAGGAGUAUUUAACAGAGUGGCAACAGCUGUUUACAGCAUAGUUGAGAACAUCACGCUGUCAGUAGCGCCAGAAGAAGUAGAGGAGAUAAACGAAGAAGCGGAGGACCUUCUUAGGAUGACAAGGGGGGAGUACAGGAGCAUAUACAGAAAUCUAGCGAAAAUAAUGAAUCCCAGUAAAAAGAUGCUUUCCUCUGAAGACAUCCAUGCGAUCUCAGGGCUCCUGGAAAGUGUCAUAGACCAGGAAGACCUGCCAGAGUUCUCUGAGCACAUGGAAUACAUCAAAGACAUAUCACAGGGAGUGCCCAUAGACCCAGCGCAGCAGUCCAAGUUCUUCGAGUAUAUUUCAGGUAAGAAACCAGCGAAAAAAAGAGCAGAGGACCAUGAAAACUCUUCAGAGCUCGUAGAAAAAGUAAGAGAAGAGCUAGCACACGAGCAAAACAACCAGAAAGAGCCAGCAGAAAUAAGUGCACCAGUGGGAACAGAUAGACACACAGAGUAUCAGAUGGAGGGCGUGCGUCCUGCAGUGAUUCCUCUGACUAACCACAGCUGCGACAGAUGCAAACCCAUUUUGAACAAAUGGGUGAUGCUGCCCGAUGGAACAUACGAGUACAAGAGAGACAGAAGCACAGAGUGCGGGAAAAGAGUGUCCGAUGAGACUGCGGGCACACAAAAGAAAGGGAAAAGAGAAGUGCUGAUAGGAAUACCACCGGGUGUCAUUCCCACACACACGUACAUGCGAAUGAAAGAGCAGGGAUUUAUAAAGGAGCAGGAGGCUCUGGAAAGAGACAGCUACCAUGCCUCUCAAACUGACACUCUUUCAAUGGUUCUGAGAGAUCUGAGAAAGGAAAAAAAGAAAGAGGAGGAGGAAAUGAUAAAACAAAAUAAAAGAAAAUUCCUGGAAGAAAUGGCCAGAUGUGAUGAAAGAGACAGGAUGGAAGCAGAACGAAAGAAAAAAGAGCCAAGAGAAACCUCCCUAGAAGAGCUAAAGCAACAGGUGAGAAAAGAAAGAGAAGAAAGGAAUGAAACACCACAGAAGAAAACACCAGAACAGCAGAAAGCCUUUGAUGAUAUGAUGGAAGAUGCGAUUAGAGAAGUAUCCAAGGGGAUGUACGAGCCGCACCACUACAAUACGGUGAAAGAGCUUGAUAAGACCUACCUCGAAAGACAGAACGAAGAAAAAGAAAAGAAGUCUGGUGGAGUGUUAAACAGCAUGCACAGCCAGAUGGACAGUAGAAUAACUGAUGGAAUAACUAGCCCGCAGAGAACAGGAUCAUUUACCAGUAGAUUUAAUGAAGAUGGAAAUAAGAGCACUAGCGGAGUAUUAAGUGGCAGUACUUCAUCUGCAGGACCGUUUAGAACAGGCGGUAGUAUUGAAAGCAAUAAUCAGUUUGCAUUUGGAGGAAGUAUUAGCAGUGCUUUUGGCGGCUUAAACAAUGCACCAUCUACGAAUAAGAGCGAGGGAAGUGCUAGCCAGUUCUCCUUUGGCGGAAGCAGUAGCUUAGACAUGUUCAAAACAUCUGGAGCAUCUGCAGGACAGCUUACUACCACAGGUGGAUUAGGCAGUGGAAACACUAGCUCAAUUUCCACAGGAUUUGCAAUGGAUAAUACACAGGUAGAGUCUUCCUCUUCAAUGGCAUCGAAUGGCUCCAUCAAUAUUCCAAAGGACACGAUUGGAAGCAUACAGAAGAAUAAGUACAGUGCAUCCAGCAGCUUUUUGGGCAGUGACGACAAUAGAUCGCCUUCCAUUAUCCAAGACACAAGCCGAAUAGGCACUCCAUCCAUGAACCCAGAAAGUCCAUUUGGUGCUGCACAGAGAGAAUUCUCAUUCACAGGGCGCAGUGAGGGAUUGGACAGAUUUGGCAGUCAAAAACUGGGAGAGUCUGAAGAGACUCCUAUCCACAGAAAAAGACAGAUGGAUGAAGAUGGAAGCUCCUCAAAGGCACAGCCAUUCUCAGGACACUCUGAGUCACCACUCGAAGCCUUCCAGAAGAAACUCCAGCAAGAAAAGCAGGAGGGACAAAGCGCAAGAGCAAACGAGACAAAAGAUACAGCAGUGCAGGGGAGCCAGAUGAGCAGUGGUUUAUUCGGAGGGCUAUCAUCUUUCACCGGUCAGAGCAGCUCAGCAUUUUCCAGUGAAACCAGAGAGCAAAAAGCAGCUGAUCAGAUAAAUAUUAGCGGACAAAAGAGCAAUCUAUUCAGCAAUCCAGCGCAGAGAGCAGACACGAAUGCUUCUAAUGCGCUGAGAAGCUCUAUGAGCCAGGGCACUAACAGCACCCCAGGCAGCAUGUACUCCAAUAUAACCCGAGAAUUUGGCGGAGUAAGCAAUAGCCUCACCAAUAGCCCAGGACAGAAUAUUAUGACAGGAGCAUCCGCCAGUAUAAAUAGCAGUGGUGCAGGAAGUGUAGCUAAUCCAUUCGGAAAUAGCAGUGGAGUGAAUAAUAAUCAGCUAGGGAGUGGAAUGAGCAGCAAUGUAUUUAGUAAUAUGGGCAGUAUGAGUGCAGGAAAUAACAAUAGCAGCAGACCUGUAAGUGUGUUCUCUAAUCCCAGCCAGAAUAAUAGCAGUGCAUUCUCCAGCUCUCCUCAGAGUAAUGCUAGCAUAUUCUCCAAUCCAUCGCAGCAGGCUUCUUCUGUGCAGCAGACAUUUGGACUAAAUAACGCCAACAAUGCGGGGAAUGCGUUCAAUAGCGGUAACUCUGAUCUUUUUAAGGACACUUCUGAUGGGAACUACGUAAAUCCUUUUGCAAGCAAGGAAACUGUUAGAAAGCGCACAUCCUUCUUAUUCAAAAAAUAA